Messenger RNA from Syngnathoides biaculeatus (alligator pipefish), 1338 nucleotides. RefSeq names its product mitochondrial ribosomal protein S25 (gene mrps25). The coding region runs from base 150 to 668 and encodes 172 amino acids. The record is from RefSeq and is a predicted model, not a curated record. NCBI's taxonomy places the organism in Eukaryota, Metazoa, Chordata, Actinopteri, Syngnathiformes, Syngnathidae. The transcript has 5 exons. Gene Ontology annotation, molecular function: structural constituent of ribosome. Gene Ontology annotation, cellular component: mitochondrion.
UGCUCCUGUAAUCUUCAGGUGACUUUUGGGCUUCGUUCUGCGUAGCUGUAUGCUAGCACUAGCCGGCUAACUUGGCUGACUUUCAGCAGUCAGUCGAACAGAGCUCGAAGACUGGCUUUGAGCGGCAUGAGAGCACAAAGCGUCUAGAAAUGCCUAUGAAAGGAAGAUUUCCGAUCAGGAGGACGUUGCAGUAUCUGCAGAAAGGCGACAUAAUCUUUAAAAACCGAGUGAAGAUUAUGACAGUCAAUUACAACACAUACGGGGAGCUCAGCGACGGAGCAAGGAAAUUUGUGUUCUUCAAUAUUCCUCAGAUUCAGUACAAAAACCCGUGGGUCCAAAUAAUGAUGUUCAAAAACAUGACACCGUCCCCCUUCUUGAGCUUUUACUUGGAUGACGGUGAACAGGUGCUGGUGGACGUGGAAGGCAAGGACCACAAAGAAAUUUCGCAACACAUAAAGACCAUUUUGGGAAAAUCCCAGAUUGUGUUGGAGGGAGAAGCACAAGCCAAGAUGCAGUCGUCAAACCCUGCCAACUUUGGCCCCAAAAAGUACUGUCUGAGGGAGUGUAUCUGUGAGGUGGAUGGCCAGGUGCCUUGCCCUGGCACCACACCGCUGCCUAAAGAGAUGACGGGCAAGUAUCGUGCCCAGAUGAGAGCAGCACAGGAGUGAUUGUUAGAUGAAAAAAUUCUGACUUUUUCCUUUUUUUGAAAAUACACGAAGAGCUGCAGCCGGACAUUUUUGCUGCUGUUGUUGUCUGAGCCCACGCUUCAUGUUUGUGGGGGAUGUUGAAAGAAUACUGAAAGAGACGAUGGCUUGUGAAGAGUCUGGCGUUCGCACUGUGUCAUCAAAACACAUUCUCCAGUCUUGUAGACCUACUGCCGUAUGGAAAUAUGAGAUGAGUCACAAAGGAUACAUUUCAAAUUCAAUGUAGUUAACCCCUUCAAACUGAGCCAGACAAUCCAGCAGAGAAGAUCCAGCGGCGGUUGCUGGGUUCAGUGAAUGAGAGCGAAAAAUUCUGACAACUGGUGGGUGCUUCACCAUGACAACGCACCUGCUCACAAUCCCCUGAGCAUCUGACCCCCCCACCGUGCUGGAGCACGUUGUCAACUGACCCGACCUGGCUCUGUGGGACUUUGCGAAAAAACACCUUUUACUCCAUGCAAAUUACUUCAAUAGGGACAAAAUGUUGUUUUGAUUUUUAACAAUAUCUAUUGUGACACCAGUCCUGGAACUUUUCUGUCACACCUCAUAGCAUAGACAAUUUUCACACACAAAAAUUAAAUCUGAUUUGUUUACGUUUACCAAGAUGUUAAUAAACUGUUUAAAAUGUGAUUCUGCA